Messenger RNA from Anolis sagrei ordinatus, 9197 nucleotides. It is a transcript of the gene RPS6KA2, whose product is annotated as ribosomal protein S6 kinase A2. Gene Ontology annotation, molecular function: magnesium ion binding; ATP binding; ribosomal protein S6 kinase activity. The record is from RefSeq and is a predicted model, not a curated record. Gene Ontology annotation, biological process: peptidyl-serine phosphorylation; intracellular signal transduction. Lineage: Eukaryota; Metazoa; Chordata; Lepidosauria; Squamata; Anolidae.
UUUCCAAGUCUCCCACGCCAUCGCAGCAGUGAGGGGAAGAUGGGUUUUCGCAGCACGUGGACUGUGGGUGAAACCGGUGUGAUUUGGGAGCGAAAGAGGCAGCGGGGCUCUCCUUGCUGGGAAAUUGCAGAGAAAGAGAUCCACGAGGAAGGAAGGACCGUGGAAUUCGAAGGGCGAUUGUGGCGUCUCUUUGGUCCACAGAGGCAGGACCAGCCCAUCAGUCGGGAGUGCUUGGGGGUCUCUUCCAACUCGGUGACUCUUCUCAUUCAGUCGACGUUCAACCAACAGGAGCCGGGUGUGUGAAGCUCAACCCCAGUCCCGAUUGCCUCAACUGGGGCGAACGUAUGGAUGGGUUCAAACUCUAGCAAAGUCAGAAAGGAAGGGGAGGGAAGGGCUGGGUCCUCGCAGGAGAGGCGGCGGCGCUGGAGAGGGAAACGCUUUGUAUUGAUGGCCUGGCCGAGCGGAGAGGCUGCAGAGUGAGCGCUUCUCGCCUCCUAAGCCGGAGCAGGAGAACCUCGCACUCCCUGGCCCCACUGCAGCCCUUGCCGAGUCGCUUCCGAAGCAGGGAGGGAGCCUGAGCCCACCAUCCAAGGGAAGCCCAGGGCUCCCCUCCUCCCUCCCUCCCUCCCCGAGCUCAGCCAGGAAGGGCUCCCGUUCUGGGCCGCCUCCUCCUCCUCCUCCUUUCCCUUUAGCCGCAGUUGGGCGAGGGGGACUCGAGAGCCAAGCGUCGGGCCCGGAGAUGGGCUGGGGAGGGCCUCUCCGCCAGCCUCGCCCCUCGCCCUAGCACCCCCUCGCCUCCCCGGAGGGACUSUGYCCCGCCAUGGAGACCAGCAUGAAGAAGUUCACCGUCCGCCGCUUCUUCUCCGUCUACCUCCGCAAGAAGUCGCGCUCCAAGAGCUCCAGCCUGAGUCGCUUCGAGGAAGAAGGCAUUGUGAAGGAGAUUGACAUCAGCCACCAUGUAAAGGAAGGUUUUGAAAAAGCAGACCCAUCACAGUUUGAGCUGCUGAAAGUUCUGGGGCAAGGCUCUUAUGGGAAGGUCUUUCUAGUGAGGAAGAUUAAAGGAUCUGAUGCUGGGCAGUUGUAUGCAAUGAAGGUACUCAAGAAGGCAACUCUAAAAGUCCGAGAUCGUGUACGAUCAAAAAUGGAAAGAGACAUUUUGGCAGAAGUGAAUCACCCUUUCAUUGUAAAACUCCAUUACGCAUUUCAAACAGAAGGGAAACUGUAUCUUAUACUAGAUUUCUUACGAGGAGGAGAUCUUUUCACCCGACUUUCCAAAGAGGUAAUGUUUACAGAAGAAGAUGUUAAGUUCUAUUUAGCCGAGCUGGCCUUGGCUUUAGAUCAUCUCCAUAGUCUUGGCAUUAUUUACAGAGAUUUGAAACCAGAAAACAUCCUUCUAGAUGAAGAAGGACACAUUAAGAUCACAGAUUUUGGCCUCAGCAAGGAAGCCAUUGACCAUGAUAAGAGAGCAUAUUCGUUCUGUGGGACGAUAGAGUACAUGGCCCCAGAGGUGGUCAACCGACGAGGACACACACAAAGUGCAGACUGGUGGUCAUUUGGUGUCCUCAUGUUUGAAAUGUUGACAGGAUCAUUACCAUUCCAAGGAAAAGACAGAAAGGAGACAAUGGCUCUCAUUCUAAAAGCCAAGUUAGGAAUGCCACAAUUUUUGAGCACAGAAGCUCAGAGUUUGCUGCGAGCCCUUUUUAAGAGGAAUCCAUCAAACAGAUUAGGUGCUGGCCUUGAUGGAGUUGAAGAGAUUAAACGGCAUCCUUUUUUUUCUACCAUAGAUUGGAAUAAACUGUACAGGAAAGAAAUCAAGCCCCCUUUUAAACCUGCAGUAGGACGUCCAGAUGACACCUUUCAUUUUGACCCAGAAUUCACCUCCCGGACACCAACAGAUUCCCCUGGUGUCCCUCCCAGUGCCAAUGCUCACAAUCUCUUCAGAGGAUUUAGCUUUGUUGCAUCCACCUUGGUGCAGGAGCCUGCACAGCAAGAGCUGCACAAGGUGAUAGUUCAUCCAAUUGUCCAGCAGUUACAUGGGAACAAUAUUCACUUUACAGAUGGAUACGAAAUCAAAGAAGACAUUGGCAUUGGCUCAUAUUCUGUAUGCAAGAGGUGUGUACAUAAAGCUACAGAAACAGAGUUUGCAGUAAAGGUAAUUGAUAAAAGCAAACGAGACCCCUCUGAAGAAAUUGAGAUUCUUCUAAGAUAUGGACAGCACCCAAACAUCAUAACUCUCAAAGAUGUUUAUGAUGAUGGAAAAUAUGUAUAUCUUGUGAUGGAACUAAUGAGAGGAGGAGAACUCUUAGACCGAAUUCUUCGACAGAAAUGCUUCUCAGAACGAGAGGCCAGUGAUGUCCUUUGCACCAUUACCAAGACUGUAGACUAUUUACAUUCCCAGGGAGUUGUUCACCGAGAUCUGAAGCCUAGUAAUAUCCUGUACAUGGAUGAAUCUGGUAACCCGGACUCUAUCAGAAUUUGUGAUUUUGGAUUUGCCAAACAACUGAGAGCUGAGAAUGGCCUACUAAUGACACCAUGUUACACAGCCAAUUUUGUAGCACCUGAGGUCUUAAAACGUCAAGGUUAUGAUGCAGCCUGCGAUAUCUGGAGCUUAGGAAUUCUCUUGUACACAAUGUUAGCAGGGUUUACUCCUUUUGCAAAUGGACCAGAUGAUACGCCUGAGGAGAUUCUGGCUAGAAUUGGCAGUGGAAAAUAUGCACUCACUGGAGGCAACUGGGAUUCAAUAUCUGAUGCUGCUAAAGAUGUUGUGUCAAAGAUGCUUCAUGUAGAUCCCCAUCAGCGCUUAACAGCAACCCAGGUCCUAAGGCACCCAUGGAUAAUAAACAGGGAAUACCUGUCCCAAAAUCAGCUCAUCAGACAGGAUGUACACUUGGUAAAGGGUGCAAUGGCAGCCACCUACUUUGCUUUAAACCGAACACCUCAGGCACCAAGACUGGAACCUGUAUUGUCCUCCAAUCUUGCCCAGCGUCGGGGGAUGAAAAGACUGACCUCAACGAGGUUGUAGUAUCCCAAAAAAAUGCCUAGCAGAAAAAAGGAGAACACACACCAUAUGUCAAUCAGGGAGGCCGGAAUACAUUGCUAAUUUUGCAGGACUCUGGACUAUUGGCAAAUACAUUGCAAGAAUUAGCAGAACUUCAGUAUAAGGCAAAGAUAUUCUUUACUUUUAAUUUCCUCUCUUUUUUUUACAUUACCACCAAGAUCCUGAGUUAGCAAUUACUCAAAAAUGUGCCAAUUUUCAAUUGCUUUAUUGUUUCUUAAUUUAAGUAUAAAUGGCUAAAAUCCUGUUUUGUCCCCUCCUCCUUUUCUCCAAAUGCUAUUUUUGGAAUCUUUUAGACGCUCUGUAAGACCACUUUUUUGUAAACAUUUUUCAAUAGGGAAUCAAUUAGUUUUGAUUUUAGAAGUCAAUACUACCAUAGCAUAUGUGUCAUGGUGAGUUGUCACAACUAGCAGAUAAUCCAGCUACCCAUCUUCAGGUGCAAUGAGGUUCAUUUCCAGAGGACUGAAUGAGAUGUGAUUUGUAACACUAUUAAUGUAAUACACUGCUAAGAGGAAUGCUUAAUAUGAAGGAAACAAGUAGAGUAUCUGAACUACUUUUUCAAAAAGUCAUUUUUAUGUGUUUGGUUUGUGUAGAAAUAAAUGCAUGGGGGUAAAACUGAGGCGGUAUCUGCUGAUCCAUGUAGUCAACAUCUACAAGGCCCCUCAUGUAAAUAUCAAAAAUGCACAAUCUAUAUUACCCCAGAUAAACUGUGGGUACAUAUCGCACAUUCGGGAGCCUGUGAUACUUCAGGUAUUCAUGCAAAUACAGUGUAUAAUAUAUGCAGUUUGAGGAUAGGCAGAGCUGAUAAGAUUUUGCCCUCUUUGCAUUCAUAUCCACAUGCAUAAACACAAGGCAGUGAUCCCUAAGGGCAGUAUGUUAUGCUACAAACUUCAAUUUUAAAAUAACAGUUCAUGAUGCCAGGCUAAUGUCUACAGGAAGAAAUCAUCUAGUCUGUGGGUGCUUCCAGAUGAGGUGCUUACUGUGCAAUUGCAUUGCCUGCUGAUGGAAUUACACCAGUGGUUCUCAACUUGUAGAUUCCCAGAUGUUUUGGCCUUCAACUUCCAGGAAUCCUAACACUGGUAAACAGGCCUGGAUUUCUGGGAGUUUGUAAGCCAAAACACCUACAGACCCACAGGUUGAGAACCACUGAAUUAUACAGUAGAUCAGAUAGUGUUUUCAAUUUGAGCUCCCACUACAUUUUUCCAUCACUUCUUCUACUGUUUUUCUUACCAAAGCCCUUGCAAGGGUUAAAAAUAAUCAAACAGAACAGUUGCAUAAUAUACUUUUCGAAUACUAGAGGUAAGAGCCCUCCAUCUGCAAGCACUCUGAUCAGUCGUAGAAAAGAAGCUGUCAGUGGUGAAUUUAAAUCUAUAGUGUUUCACAGUGUCAGAAAAAAUAAGUUCCAUUGUUAUGUUGGAUUAACAAUCUAGUCCUAUACAUGUCUAACCAAAAGUUAAGCAUCGUUGAAAUCAAUGGGAUUUAUUUUCUGUAUGUCUGUAUAUGAUUGCAGUCUAAAGGUUUUUCAUUACUGUCUUGACUGUCAUCAAGCACCAAUUGGGAUGACAAAAAUAAGUAAUCAGAAGUACCAUGGAAUUCAACAGAAUUUACUCCCACCUGGGUUUGGCUGUAUAGAAUUGCAGUCUAAAUGUCUUUAGUUAUUUUCUUGGGCUUUGUCAAGAACAAUCCAGGUGACAAAAAUAAGUAUAUUUCCAUCCAUUAGCACUUAGAUUGCUUCAAUAAUCCUCAAUAUUCAAGUCAUUUAUAAUUUAUAGCAACCUUAUCACAGAGUUCUCUAGAGGAAAAAAAUUCAAAGAGGGUUUGCCUUUGCCAUUCUCCGAGUUUAAGAAGGUGUGACUUGCCCAAGGCCACCCAGUGGUAUUCUGUAGCUUAAUAAGAAUUUGAGCUCUAGUCUCACGAAUCAUUGUUCACUGCUCAAACCACAACCCCACACUGGCUCUAAAUGUCUGCUAAUUUGGCUAUGUUCUGCCAAAUUUAGUGAGGAGUAUUUUCAAAUGAGUGAGUAGAGGAUUGCAAUCUAACCCCUUUGAAAUCAAUGAAUUUAGGAGUAUUCGUUUCAGAGUUGUAUUAUCAUGGUUAGUUUAAGCACUUUACUUGAUUUUCCUUUUCUUAAUAGAUGUUGUCAAUUCUCAGAGUUAUGCAGAAGAAAUUAGUGUUCUGCAUUCUCUUUCACUGCUUAUGGAGUGGGUAAUGAGGGAAGACAGAAUAUUGUAUCCUACUGAUUAGAGCAAUUUAUCUGACCCUAAAUACAAUUUGGGAGAUCCAUAUUAACUGAGCCUGUAUAUGCAAGGAAGAAGAAGGUUCCAUUGGCUACUGUAAUUAUACCACUGGGGUUUGUUUUUGUGCUCAACAAGCUAUUACAUAAUUUAUUUUAUCUUAUCUUUAAUUUUAAAUAUAUAUUUAAUACUUCAUUUUAUGUGCUGUACACAUAGUGCCAUAAUAGAGCAUUUGCUCUUCACAUUUGCGUUUUGGAAUAACAAUGCUGUGUAACUCCAUAAAAUGAAUGAAUUUGUUCAAGUACAGCAGGGCAUAAUGUAGAUAUUAGAAAUCUUGAAAAUGUUGGCCUAUUUUUAUUAUGUGUAUCUAAAGGCAGCAAGAUCUCUCCCUUCUUUGGUUGAACAGGAUAGAAUACACCUGUGCAACAAAUAUCUUCAUGUGCCCUAGCCAGACCCUACAAAAAGUUAUGGCAUUUUUCAUUGUUUACCCCUUUCCCUAGACUUGCUAACAUUAUAGGUCCACUUUACUAAGAAGCCUAUUACUCAGGUCCAUCCAUGGAUACUUCAGAAGAUGUCAUAUUAUACUGUUUGAGAGUCAAAUCUCUAGUACAAAUGGCAGGUGGAACACAAUGAGAAUGGAUGAAAAUAAUUGAAAUAACAUGCCUUUCCUUCACAUAUUUAUGUGUACAUUAUUCCAACAGGGCAUGUUAUAUGCCACAAAUUAAGUCCAAGCCAAAUCCAAUUUCAUGUAGAUAAGAAUGGUUAUUUCAAACACCAUUUGGGUCAUCCCCACCUGUAUUAUAUGUGAUACCUAGGUUGCUAGAGAACAGCUAUCACUAGGUGGUAGAGCAGAGGAUUACCAUUGGAAGUUCAGUGCUCUGCCUCUCCAGCUCCCCUACAGAGGGUCUGCUAGUCAGGGUAGUCAGUGAUGAGUUAAAUGAACUUGCAACCUUAGUAUAAAAUUGCUUCCUAUGUUUUCAUUGCUGUUAUUAUCCCACUAUAUAAAAUAUGUAAAAUUAAAAUUGUGUAAAUCUGCUGUUUAGUUACACAACCCCAUGGACAGCUGAAAUACAACUGAUUUUUCUGGUUCUGAACAGUGGUGUCAUUCUGCUCUCACAAAGCAUGUCCUACAUGUAGUAAUGCCACUAGCCCUUGUCCAGUAUUUGGAAUCUUCUUGAAUUAACUGUUUGUAACACAGGAGUUUCCAUAGCCAUAUAACCUUACUGAAUCAAGUGUCAUUAACACUAGCAGUAGUCCUGAGAGUCAUGGCAUAACCUUUUGACUGUCAUAAUUAAUAUGCUUUGUAUUUUGACACAAACUCCAGCCUCCACCAUCUUGCACAACCUUUCUGUCACAAAGCUAAAUUAAUACUUCUGGUUUUAGAUCAGUUUGAAGCCAACCCAAUCAAGAGGCCAUAUAGAUAUUAUGAACAACGUGGAAUAUGUAACAAACUACUUUAGUCUGCAUAGACCUAAUCCUAUCAAUGAGGUUUCCAUUGCUUAAAACACAUUUUGUACUGAGGUCUAAAUCCAAUUGAUCAUCCCAAGUGGAGUAAACCACUGAAUCAAUGAAAUGAACAUAAGUAUUGAUUUGUCAUCAAGCAGUUGAUUCAGUGGAUCUACUUUACUUAGAACUAGUUGCUGGAUUUAAGCCUUAAAAGUGUUAUGGAACUAUUCUUUAGAAUGUAUGCACAGUUAACCAAAAGUGAAACCUUUUUUUUAAAAUGGGAAAGGGUCAGCAGAUUUGCUGUAAUAACACUAAAAAAGUUUUAUGUUUUAUAAAUCGGUACUGUUCCGUUAUCCUGACAGAUUCCAAAAGGGGGCCUAGACAGAGAAAGGUAAUCUGCAUUAUGUAUUUGAAUUCUUAAAAUAGAAAGUCAAACUUAUCAGUGAGUGUUUAACUUCCAAGUUUUAGUGUCAGGUUCUCUAAAACUGGAGAUUCUUUUCUGUUUAGUGAUUAUACAGGUUCUAGCUAUACAGGUUCUAGGUCUUCAUUCUAAUUUUGUUGGAAUCACUAUCUAAGGUCAACCUCACUGUUUCAACAGAACAGGAUACUGAGACAGGUAUGUUCGUGUUAAAAUUGAAAUGCCUAAUCUCAUUGUGCUUCAGUAAUACUGAAACACAAGUGAGUCCCCUUCGGGGUGAGAAGGGCAGAGUGCAAAUAUGGAAAAUAAAUAAAUAAAUCUCAUGCCCAAUUACAUAUUCUUACAAACGCACAUGUAGCUUGCAAGUCUUGGCAUUUAUCUUUGUAUGUUGGUGUCACGAGGGCUUCCAGAUGAAUGAUUCCUGAUAUUAUCAGUCAAAAGGCAUUUGGCCUUGGAGAUCUAGCUUCAAAUAAUAAUGCCCAUGAUUUCCAGGAAUUACUGUCCAUAGUUUGGGUACAGAACUGCAGCAUUUAUGUUUGCCAUUCACAGAUUGCUGGGACUCUUUUGCAAAUUUGGCUCUUCUAUCAGGCUUCAGUUGAGAGAUGUUGGAGAUGGAAAAUGAUUGUAUGGAAUUGGAGACAAGGGCUGUGUACAUGAGAUAGCAUGCCUUGAGCUCUCCCUAACUAGUCUUUUGUUCUCUUAUGCAUCAUGUAAUGCAGUCCCAUUACUAGUGGUAAAUCAAAACCCAACUGAUAGCUAAAUUUUAUAGGCAGAAUACAUGGAAUGGUGUAGUUCUUCCCCUCGAGCAGCAAAAAUGCCCUAGGCUGUCUGUCUCUGCUCCUCUGGCUUAAUAAAAUUAAUACUUCAAUUUCAAUUUAAUCCUCCUUCACGCAAAAGACAUUACAUCCCUAAUUCUACAGAGAAAAUUCAUGGGAUCAUCACCAUAUACAAUUCCUUCUCUUCCUCCUCAUGAUUGAGAAAUAAUGUUGGUAGGAUUGGAGUUAGCCCAUGCUAGCAAUGACUUGCAAAGGGCAAAUAUUCUCAGUAUUUAUUUCUCAAUUUGCUGGAAAUAUUAGAAUCUAGUGGAUGAACAUAAUUCAUGUACACCUUAUCAUUAUUUGAUUUUUUUUUCUUAACAGUUUGUCUCAUUUGUUACUUUGGGUAUUUGUAUUACUCAGUAGCUGCAAAACUGAAACAAACAUGAGCCCCUUUAGAAACUAAUGAUGAUAAUUUCCAUCUCAAGACACUCUCUUUAACUUAAUCUGAAUGAAAUGAAGAAGGAAGAUCAUUUUUUCCAUAGGCACAGAAUCACAUCUUUCAUUCAUAUUUAGUUGUAUAACUCGCUACCUGAGCUACUGAAGAAUGUACUGUUUUGUAGAUUCUAGACAAAUUGUAUUUACACAAUUUAUUUAUACAUUAUAAAAUAACCUGUGGGAUGCCUUAAAGAUUAAAAACACCAAAUGGGUUCAAAAUCUGAUUUGCAGGAAACAAUGGAACAUUCCUUGGAUUGUAAGGUUUGUGUAAUGGUUUCAGAAGUAUUAGUAUUUCUAGAAUGUGGUGCAGUGUUUUGUUUUUAAAUUUCCACAUCCAUGUUUGUGAACGGUUUCGUUUGAAAUGUCUAUGCUUCAACCUUUCAAAUCUGAAAGGGGCUACAGUUGUAUAUUGUAUAUGUACCAGAGAUUUUUUUAAGAAGUAAAGUUGGUUUUAUGAAGUGUUAUAUUUUUAUAGCACAGUAAUCAUUUGGGACUUUGUUAGACACAAUUGUCUCCAGGGAAGACAAUUGAUUCUAUUUUCUGUGCACUGUGUCUACUGUUGCUGCUACAGCUGCUGGCCUCAGCUGCUGGGUGAAUGAUGUUGUGAAAUGGUCUGAAUUGAUCUUCAGAGCUCUGUGUGUCUAUGUGAAAGGAUGAUGCCAGGAGAAAAAAAAAGUGUAUAUGGGUCCAUAGGGCAAGGGUUUACUGUGACAGGCUCCUAGGAAGGAACCUCAGUAUUGGCCUUCAUCUGUACAUCUUUAUUUAUAAAGAAAUAAAAAAAAUCUAUCAAA